Papaver somniferum (opium poppy) is the source of this 1657-nucleotide messenger RNA. Its product is annotated as G patch domain-containing protein 11-like. The transcript is spliced from 4 exons. Lineage: Eukaryota; Viridiplantae; Streptophyta; Magnoliopsida; Ranunculales; Papaveraceae. The record is from RefSeq and is a predicted model, not a curated record. Bases 426 to 1190 code for a protein of 254 amino acids. Gene Ontology annotation, molecular function: nucleic acid binding. Gene Ontology annotation, cellular component: kinetochore.
UUUAUAAAAAUAUUAUAUAUUAUUCAAUAUUUAAGAAGAAAAAAAAUAAUUGUUUUAAAAAAAUUUAAAAUUUAAAUAAAAAUUAAAAAAAUAUAAAUGAUAAAGAUGUUACUGUCAUUAUCAAAUAUAGUAUGAGGUUAUUGGCUUUACUACCCAAUGACUUCAUUAUGUACUUAUCGAGCAUGCCUCAAAAAAAAAUUGGUAUGCCUCAAGACAGGUUUCUUUUGGAUGAAGCAGAUUGCAAAAACUUAUUUAUUUGGUAUGCCUCAAACUUCCGAAUUUGGUGAGAGGUUCGGAUCCACAACCCAGUUAUUGGCCCAAUUACUUAUUGAGUCAGUGUAGGUCGAGGGAGUUAAUAUGGUGCAAGGAGUCUCCAAACUAACACUGAUCAUAUUUUUUUGAGUUUCCCUUCUGAAGCUUCAUUAAUGGCGGACAAAGGUAUAACUGAUGAGGAUGAUUACAUGGCCGAUCUCUCCAUCUUUCUUCCUCCUGAAACUUCUCAAAAUCCUUCCAAAGUUCCACUCAGAAAGAACUUAACCUCUAAAUGCAUAACUCAUGAGCCUUCGAAUAAAAAAUCUAAAACCCUAAAUUGGCAAGAACAAAGGAAAUUAGAUAGAGAAAGAAAACAACGAGAGGAAGAUGAGAAAACCCUAACCAACAUGGAAUCUGCAAUUCCCCAAUCAAAUAUUGGUUUCAAAAUGUUGAAGCAAAUGGGUUACAAUCCAGGUUCAUCAUUAGGAAAGAGCGGGUUAGGUCUGGCUGAACCAGUUGGAGUUGAGAUAAGGCGUUCUAGAGCUGGGAUUGGUAGAGAAGAUCCAGUCAAGGAGAAAGUUAAGAGAGAGGAAUUUAGAGCUGGAGAGAAGAAAGAAGAAGUUGAGGGUUUGAUUGUUGAAUUUGGUUCUAGGCAGAAAUUGCAGUGGAAAAGCAGAAGACUUGUUUAUAAUUACCAUAAGGCUACAGCUGUUCUCGAUCAACUGGAGAAUAAAGAGAUCAUUGAACCAAUUAAGAAGGAAGGAGAAGAUGAACAAGAGGAAGAAGAAGAAGAAGAAAUAAUCACAGAAGAGGAUUUACUAGAGAUAUUAGUUAAGCUGCGGGACAAGCAUCACUACUGCCUCUUCUGCGGAUGCCAGUAUGGAUCACUUGAGGCACUGUCAUUGAGCUGCCCUGGAACCGAUGAAGAUGAUCAUUGAAUCAAAAUAUCAGAUAGUUCAGCAUCUCCAGAAUUCCAGCCACUCGACUGUAAAUUAUGUACUAAGGAUUUGCUCCUUUAGAACCAAGUACAGAUCCAGGAGAUGUUGUGUUUGUUACAGGCCACCACAGGUCCGCAACAGAUGUCAUGGUGUACUGAACCAGAGCCAGCUUGGAUUUGAGCACUUCUGCAUGUCCUAAGAACCAGAAUGUAGUUAUGGAAGUUAUCAAGCUUCAUUUCAUUGGUGAUGCUGCUCUGUAUUAAGUUCUUCCUAGAAUCAUGGAUAGAAAAUUCCAUGAAAAUUUUGUCAAAUUCUGACAGUUAUUCCUGAUGCCUGACCAUAAAACUAAUCAUUGCUCCUAUUGGCAAUUUGUAUCAUUUUAUUGAUCAGAUGUACUGUGGUAGCUACAUCAUUCUUGAGCUGCUUUAUUUUCCCAUAUGUAUGUCAUGGUCCCGAUCCAUUCCUUA